Messenger RNA from Ochlerotatus camptorhynchus, 552 nucleotides. RefSeq lists its product as uncharacterized. The transcript is spliced from 3 exons. The record is from RefSeq and is a predicted model, not a curated record. NCBI's taxonomy places the organism in Eukaryota, Metazoa, Arthropoda, Insecta, Diptera, Culicidae. The coding region runs from base 151 to 552 and encodes 133 amino acids.
AGCCGCUGAUGAUUGACAUCCAGUAGUAGCAGUUCGUAAGUCAACGCCAUCGAACAGCGCCGUGCCUAGAGUAUACAAAUACGCGGAAAGUUGUUUGGGUUUUGAUUUCUUCAUUAAAAUCGUCUAGCCACAGGAAAAAGGCAUUCCGCCAUGCAUAAGCUUUUGGUUGUAUUUGCUCUAGUUGGAGCGAUCAUCGCCACUCCCACGCAGCACAACGAGCCCAGUGUCGUAAGCGAGUGCCUCAAUGAGAUACUUGACUCACUCGAGAGCGCUAACAUUGCAGAGCUGGCAGGAGUGAUUUCCGACGCUCGCCAAACAUUUGCAUAUUUGAUCGAACGGCAUCGUCGCUGUCAGGAGCUGCCCCUUGAUGACCCACCGACCCGACUGCAGGAGAUUGCGAUUGCAACGUGCGAAAAUGCCUGGCGUCUGAGCGUUGCCAUCGAGUUGGCCCGUUUAACUGCUGCCAUCAACGAGCACACCGAAAAUGGACGCGAUUUGGUCGCCCAGUUUACGGAAUGCUCGGGAAUUGCAUUGCCACAGCCGGAAGCAUAA